AUGGUCCAAGGCCACCACGGCAUCCCUUUCGCAACCUCAAAGCCCGCCUACGGCACCUACAAAUCGCCUUAUGGGCCCAACUACAAAACCCAACCCAACCUCCGGGGCAUAGGGCCAGGGCGAGCCUUGAAAUUUGGCAUCACCGCGGGCAGCUUCGGCGUCGUGGGCGCGAUAUUCGCGCUGCAGUUCUUCGCCGAGGUGCCGAAGGUCAGGAAGGAUAUACUGCAGAAAUUCCCGGUUAUCGGAGACUACUUUGUGAGGGAGAUACCGCCCAGUGAUAAUCCGUUCUGA
This is a messenger RNA of Letharia lupina, 291 nucleotides long. RefSeq lists its product as uncharacterized. The record is from RefSeq and is a predicted model, not a curated record. The transcript has 6 exons. The coding region runs from base 1 to 291 and encodes 96 amino acids. Gene Ontology annotation, biological process: mitochondrial electron transport, ubiquinol to cytochrome c. NCBI's taxonomy places the organism in Eukaryota, Fungi, Ascomycota, Lecanoromycetes, Lecanorales, Parmeliaceae.